Messenger RNA from Striga hermonthica, 2859 nucleotides. Lineage: Eukaryota; Viridiplantae; Streptophyta; Magnoliopsida; Lamiales; Orobanchaceae. The record is from the annotation of a GenBank genome assembly.
AUGGCCGCCAACAGAUUUGCUACCUUGCUGCACAGAAAUACCAACAAAAUCACGCUAAUCCUCAUAUACGCAGUUCUCGAGUGGAUUUUGAUACUUCUUCUGCUGUUAAAUUCUUUGUUUUCCUAUCUGAUCCUCAAAUUUGCGGAGUUUUUUGGGCUUAAGCCUCCAUGCCCCUGGUGUGCUAGAAUCGACCAUGUCUUUGAGCCUGGCAGAGGGGAUAAGAGCAUGAAGAUUGAUUAUCUCUGUGAAUUUCAUUCUAAGGAGAUUUCGAAGUUGGGUUUCUGUUCGAAUCAUCAGAAGCUGGUGGAUUCUGGAGAAAUGUGCGAGGGUUGCUUGUCCUCGAGGCCGGAGUUGGAGGGAUCGCCGAGGAAUUUCGGUUUGUUUGAAAAAGUGAGAGAGUUUGGGAAAUUUCAGAGUGAUGCUGAAAAAGUAGAUGAGAAUGCUGAGGUAUGCUUGAACUGUUCUUGUUGUGGUGUGAGCUUGGCCAAUAAUGAUAAAUAUUCGUCUUAUGUAUUGCUAAAAACAUCAUCCUGGGACGACGACGUCUCGGAAUGUGCCCAGAAAGAAAAUCCGGUUGGCGAGGAAAGAGAUUAUGAGGAUAAUCUUGUUCAUUUAGUGGAUUUUUCAGCUGAUUUGUGUGAUAAUGUAAAGAUAUCGGAAAAUAGUUGUGAAGGUAAUGCGGUUCCUGAGUUCGAAAGUUGGGUGAUUCCUGAAUUUGAAGAAAAUUUGGAAAUUACUGACAGGCGGACAGAAGAAAAUGGCUAUGUUUCUGUAAAUGAGAAAGAGAAGGAAGUUCUGGAAGAAAAAUCAACUCUGAUAAUGAAAGAUAAGUCUGUCCAAGUGUGUGUUCAAGACGAUGCUGCUGUUGAUAUCUCCCCUCAGCAUCUGGAAUUCUUUCUGGACUACAGCGGUCAUAAAUUGGUCCCGGUUGAAUUAAUCGACUCGGUUUGUGAAGAACACAAGAUUGAGGAGUAUGUAAAGAUUGAAGGAGGUGAUAUUGCCAAAGAUCAAGAACAAGAAGUUUAUGUGGAGUCUGAAGUUGGGGUUCAAGUAAAAGAGGAGGUGGUGGUGGUUGAGAGUGAAGGCCAACAUCAGAGCACAUUUCUUGAUUUUGAUAUUAAUGAGGUACCUAAAUAUGCCGUGCUCGACUCCAUGGACAUUGAAGAGGAUGAGAACUCUCUCGUGUUUCAUGCAAAAGGCCCUUAUUUAGAGACAGAGGAGUUUGAUAACUGUAGAGUUUUUCCAUUUUCCCAGUGGCCUUUGGAGGAGGGAAGUGAUGUUCAGGAACACGCUGGAGCUGAAAGGGAGGAGCAUUCAGAUGUUCAAAGAGAUAAUUCUGCCGCAUGUGAAGAAGUUUCUCAGGUGAACAAUGAAAAUGAAGCUGUUGUCUCAAUAGGGACGGAGAUUCCCGACAUAGAUAUAACAGAUGAAAUGCAAAUCCAAAUCUCUGAUCAUACACAUGAAUCCCUUCAUGAUGAUUCUUUGACAAGUUCUGCCAAUCUGUGCCUAGAUGAUGAUCAUGGCCCUGAACAAAUUGAGGAACAAAUGGUGGAAACACAAUCUCUUUCACCCAUUAUCGAUACGAAUCACAUGACGAACGACGAACAAUGGGUUCAAUCAGAAGUAAAGGAGGUCGAAGAAGAUAAGGCUCCUGACACACCAACUUCCACAGACAGCCAAAAUCUCGAAAGAAGUUCUUCCCUACUCGAGAAAAGGGAUUCUGUGGCCGAAGAAUCACUAGACGAAAGCGUAACAAGUGAACUAGACGGCCCUGUCACCAUUGAAAGCUUAAAAUCAGCCUUGAGGACCGAACGCAAGGCUCUGCAGGCUCUGUACGCAGAGCUUGAAGAGGAAAGAAGUGCUUCGGCAGUUGCUACAAAUCAAACAAUGGCAAUGAUCAAUAGGCUGCAAGAAGAAAAGGCUGCAAUGCAAAUGGAAGCUUUGCAGUACCAGAGAAUGAUGGAGGAACAAUCCGAAUAUGAUCAGGAAGCUUUGCAGCUCUUGAAUGAAUUAAUGGUGAAGCGAGAGAAGGAGAAGCAGGAACUGGAGAGAGAGCUCGAGGUUUACAGGAAGAAGCUUAUGGAUUACGAGACGAGAGAGAAACUGAGGGUUUUGGGCAAAAGCAGAGACGGGAGUGUGAGGAGUAUAUUCUCGUCCGCUUCCUGUAGUAAUGCUGAGGAUAGUGACGGACUAUCCAUUGAUUUGAACCAGGACGUGAAGGAAGAAGAUGGACUUUAUUCGAAUUUGGAUUUUACGAACCAGAGCACGCCCAUUAAUGCAGUAGUAAAUUUGGAAGAGUCGUUGGAGGAUUUCGAGGAUGAGAGGCUGUCCAUUCUCGAGCAGCUUAAGGUUCUCGAAGAGAAACUCUUGACGUUGGAUGACGCAAAUGGGCAGCACUUUGAGGAUGCGAAGGGAAUUGACAAUGCGGAUGAAAAUGGGCAUUUAAAUGGUGAAGAGAAUGGUCAUUUAAAAGGUUAUCCUAAUGGGAAGCACGAAAAACGCAGAAGAAUUGCAGGUCAGAAUGGAAAAUCACUUCUUCCACUUUUCGACGCGAUUUCUGAUGAUAACGGGAGUGAGAUGGUGAUUCAGAAUGGAUUUGAUUCCAAUGGGAUCCACGAUUCAUAUCAAUUAAAGGUUGAAAUGGAGAAUAAGAAGCUUGCAAUUGAGGAGGAAGUGGAUCAUCUUUAUGAGAGACUACAGGCUCUUGAGGCGGAUCGUGAGUUCCUUAAGCAUUGUAUUAGUUCUUUGAAGAAAGGGGAUAAGGGAAUGGAUCUUCUUCAAGAGAUCUUACAGCAUCUGCGUGAUCUUCGUCAUGUGGAGUUUCGUUUGAGGAAUUCGAGUGACGGUGCUCUGAUAUGA